Molecule: messenger RNA, 5372 nt
Organism: Arvicola amphibius (Eurasian water vole)
Lineage: Eukaryota; Metazoa; Chordata; Mammalia; Rodentia; Cricetidae
Gene: B3gntl1
Product: UDP-GlcNAc:betaGal beta-1,3-N-acetylglucosaminyltransferase like 1
Exons: 13
Coding region: 82-1155 (357 amino acids)
Source: RefSeq, a predicted model, not a curated record
ACCGCCUCCCGGAGCUUGCUCUGCAAACCGUGGCUGCUUGUGCAGGACGCGCGUGCAAAAGAAGGGCGGUGGAGCCCUGCCAUGCAGCUCCCCGAGGACGCCACUGGGCAUGGCCCGCUGGCCUCAGUGACUAUUAUCCUCCCAGUGCACAAUGCUGAACUGUGGCUGGAUGAGUGCUUGGCGUCUGUUUUACAGCAAGACUUUGAAGGCACCAUGGAGCUCUCUGUUUUUAAUGAUGCCAGCAAGGACAAUUCUAGGACCAUCAUUGAGAAAUGGAAGGUGAAACUGGAAGAUUCUGGCAUCUCUGUAGUCAUUGGAGGCCAUGACUCUCCUUCUCCCAGAGGAGUUGGAUAUUCUAAAAACCAAGCAAUUGCACAGAGCACCGGGUCUUACCUUUGCUUUUUGGAUUCAGAUGAUGUCAUGAUGCCCCAGAGAGUGAGGCUGCAAUAUGAAGCCGCCGUGCAGCACCCAACGAGUAUCAUAGGAUGCCAAGUGAGGAGAGACCCCCCAGACUCUACAGAGCGGUACACACGUUGGAUCAACCAGUUGACAUCGGAUCAGCUGCUGACACAGGUGUUCACCUCCCAUGGCCCCACAGUGAUCAUGCCUACGUGGUUCUGCUCUCGGGCCUGGUUUUCCCACGUGGGCCUGUUUGAUGAAGGGGGACAGGGGGUACCAGAGGAUUUGCUGUUCUUCUAUGAGCACCUUAGGAAAGGGGGUGGCGUCUUCCGUGUGGACCACAACCUGCUCCUCUACCGCUAUCACCCGUAUGCAGCCACACAUUCGGUCCACGAGAUUACCAUCUGGACCCACCGUGUCCACUUCCUAGAGGAACAAGUCCUACCCCGUUGGAAGUCCUUCACCAUUUGGAAUGCAGGCAAGCAGGGGCGUAGGUUAUACCGCAGUCUGACAGCAGCCAGCCGGUGUAAGGUGGUGGCCUUCUGUGAUGUUGAUGAGAACAAGAUCAGAAAGGGCUUUUACUGCCAUGAGGAGUCUCAGGAGAGACCCAAGCCGAAGGUCCCCAUCCUGCAUUUCCAAGCUGCGCAGUCACCCUUUGUCAUCUGUGUGAAGCUGGACCUCACAGGGGGUGCGUUUGAAGACAACCUGAAGUCACUGAACUUGCAGGAAGGCCGGGACUUCGUUCACUUCAGCUGAGGCUGCCGCCAGGUGGUCUACAUUGCAACCACUGCAGGUUUUUCUAUGUCGUCCUGGAACUCACUAUGCAGACCAGACUGGCGUCAAACUCAGAGACCCGCCUGCCUCUGCUGGGAUGAAAGGUGUGCACACCAUUCCAGGAUGUUUCCUCUUCAUCCAACGCAGUGAAGACCCAGCACGAGCCAGAGUUCCUUCCUAUGAGGACAGAUUUUCCGUCUACCAGUGCUGAGAACACAGCUCUGUAGAGUUCCAGCUUUAUUAGGUUUCUUGUGGCUUUUUAUCUACUCUUCCCUGCCACCACCAAAAUUUCAUUUACUAGAAGUGGGGACAUGUUCUUGGGCACACAGCCUCUAGCUACUCUUUCUGCUCUUCAGCUCAUGGAGCACUCGGGCUUGCACUCACUCUCUCUCUCUCUCUCUCUCUCUCUCUCUCUCUCUCUCUCUCUCUCUCUCUCUCUCUCUCUCUCUCCCCCCCCUCCCUCUCUCUAGGAUAUGGAGAGAUCAAAGAGGCAGGCACGGGGCUACCACAGCAGGACAGGUGAUGUAUGUCCUGGGACAAGAGGUGCAAAUGACCCAGGCCCCGGGACCAGAGAUGUCCCGUAGUCCCACAGGGACACUGGAUUCUGAGGAUCUUUUGCUCAGACCAUGAUAGUACUGCUGGGGAUGUGGCUGGCUCAGCAUGAGGGAGGAGACAGCUGCCUGCCACUACAUGUGCCCAGCACUUCACACUCUCCACCAGGGUGUGAGCAUCUGUCAUGCUACAGAAAUCACUCAGUGCCUAAAACCCAGCAAAACACUAGGAGUGGAACCCAUGGUGGAUCUUCACCUAAGUCCCAAAGAUAGAGGCCAGGCUGUAUGGGACAUGAUUUAAUGGGAAGCACAUGGUGUUAGGACAGCAGAAGUACGGGCAGACCAGGCCACCAGAGGACAGCAUGCAUGAAGUUACUGCUCUCUGUGGAUGGCCUCCCAGUCCAGCUGGCAGCAUGUGCCACCUUUCUCAGGUGUGUGGCACCAAGUUUCCAUGAUGGUAAAGCUUGUUGCAGACCCUCAGGGUAGGGCAUCCCAGCUAGGCAGGCAAUGGCUCAGCUUCCAGGAGCAGACUGUAAAGAUAACACAGCAAUGUCAGGCUAAUCCCUACCCUCUCUGAUGUAUGGCUAAAGGCUGCCAUGUCCCAGGAUCCUAGCAGGUUGGUGGACAGAGUAGGUUGCUAAAUUGUUCACGUGCGUUCAGAGUUCCCUAACAAUGGAAAGCGUCGUUGAAAACUCAAUUUCGCUCUCCACAUAGGAGGCUGAGACUAGACCGUGGCUCCUCAAGGGGGAGGCCCUGGGGGGACUCAGGCACACAAACCUAGCAUAGCACACACAGGAGAGGGAAAGAACAAAAUCCUUCCCAGCAUGCCGAGGUAACAGGAGCUCAGGGUUUUAAAGCCAGAUCAUCAAAGCAAAGAAAACAGGAAAAACAGUAGCUGACCGUCAAAGACGUGUCAGCUGAAUACCAAGGCCUCAGGGUUAGGGCAAGGCCAGGGAUGAGGCAGUGUGUGAAGAAAGACUGCUUGGCCCCAGGGUAAUCAGGGACAGAAGAACAGAACAGUGAACAAGUUAGCAGGAGGGGAAAUGAAAUCCAGAUAAGGGAAAAAGAAACCAUAAACAGGAAGGUCAAAUAGGAAACAGAGACUAUGAACAUAAACUUGUCAGUAAUUAGAGUAAACAUGAAUGCAUGAAACACUAAUUAAUAAAGAUCUGUAAAUGACAGAAAGGCAUAACUGUACAGGAGACAAGCUAACCAGAUGUCACCACUAACACGGGGCAGAGGGGAUGUCAAGUGUAGGAACACCUAGUUAAUAACAGCUCCAGAGUGCAUCCCCCACAGUUCAGACAUAAUUAAAGGACAACCGAGACAAAUGCAAACACUGCUUCGUCAGUACUGAUGGAGUAAGACGACAGAAUCCCUGCCAUGGGGGCCUGCCCAAGGUAGGAAAGUCAUCUGUCAGGCACACCUGAACUGUCUUCGAGGGAGGGAUGUAUCCCACAGGCCAGGAAGAGCCCAAGGGUGGAGAUGGACUGGCUGACUGGAAUGUUCCUCUGUCCCUGACUCACCUAGGACUCCAGCAUGAGGCUCGGGUUCUGUAAGGGCAGGGAGCCCAAGGCCUACGCCACAGCUAACAUCCGACAGCAGCUUCCACGGUCAAGAUAGGUGAAGCGGCCAAGCAAGGCAGUCAAGAGGACUGAGGCCUCAGUGGGACAGAAGUCCAGGGAGACACGGAAGCCAGAGGGGACAGGUGUCCUCAGAGAAACAGAGCCCCAGUCGGAUGCGCAUCCAGGCAGGGAGUAAGUAAUGGUACCAACGUGGGACCCGGUUUACUUUAGGCAGGAGCUCAGAAUAGUAGACAGCACAGGCCCCAUGGAUCCUCAGAAUGCUUGUUACCUUUGCAGCCAGCUGGGGUCUGGGCACGCCAAGGAGGUCACACAGGUGAUUCCGCUGCCCUCUUACAACUGGAAGCUCUGCAUCCCUGGGAAGGAAAGCAUUUGAGUUCCCUAGGCCAACAUGGUUCAGCUCCUCCCCCCAGAGUAGAUACCAGGGCCCAUACCCUGUUCUAGGAACAUACAGAAGAGACGUGACCUCAGGCCAACAGGCUUCUGAAGCUUCAUUAGAACUCAGCUGUUGACUUUCAUUGGAAUAGAAAGGUACAAAGCAUGUUUUGUGUGUAAGAGUUAAAAUAGUUCUCUGUAAACCAGGUGUCAGGUUCUUCAGAGUUCCUAACACCCAUGUAGGGCAACUCACAACCACCUGUAACCCCAGCUCCAGGGGGAUUUGGACAUCUUUUUUUGGCCUCGGCAGGCAACUGCACUCACACAUGCAAGGCCUCACACAUGCAUACACACAGUUCUCCCUCCCUGCUGUCCUUUCUCAAGAUGAGUGUUUUAGGAAGUUGGAAGCAAUGCCCACUGUCUCCUCAGAAGGCACCGUGUUAAGUUUCUACUGACAGCAAAGACCUUGAAAUGCAUUCUGGCCUUCCAGGCCCCCACAGCUCUCACCUAGGCAGGAAGGAAGGCCACAUCCUAGCAUGAGCUCCUGUUCUGGGGAGCGUGCAUGAAUCCAUCAAAAACCCUCACUUGCUACCCCAACAGACCUGCCAGCAUUUGAGGUCAGCAAUACCCCUUCUCCAUCAGUCUUAAUGGACAGUGUCUGCAGUAGCAGUAACUUGGGCUGCCUGGCUGUGCCUCCCAAAUAGUUUAUCUACUACAGGGGACAAGCCAGCUUGAAGUGCACCUGUACACACGUGAUGGUUCUGUGUGCUUGGCAGUGCAUAUACAUGUGACUAUGAGCAGCUGUAUGUAUGUGAUCAUGUAUACAAACGUAUAUGAAUGUGUACAGUGCCUGGAUCACAGGUCAUAUAAGGUAACUGCUUCUAGGCUCAGGCUGGAGCGUCUAAGAAUCACACCCACAGGCUGUACACCCCGCCACCAACAUCUCCUCUCCACUUCUUGACUUUGAAGACAAGUCUCUAAGGCCUUAUAAAUAAAAAUAAAUGAAACAGGAAAGAUCACAUUGCCCUUGCAGUAGGAAAAUAAAAGUUGCUGACACCCACUUGGUGGCAUCCUGAUGGCCCUGUAUUCCAGUUACUCAAAAACACCAGCUUCUGAGCCACUCUGCCCACCUUGCUUACAAGAGAAAAGCAGUCACACAUUAAACAUUUUCCUGAAGCUCCCAGGAUGUGUCUGUCCUCAGCCCUGUGUGAAGCUGUUGAGGGUUAGGAAUGUCUCCCCUCUUUCCAUCAGAAGCUAGGGGGACAGGAGAAGACUGUCAGCAGCUCAGGCAGACCCUACUUACCAGGCUGUAUCACUGAGCACAGACAUGACCUCAUCAAGCACGCCUGCAUCCACCAAGUCGCUAUAGGUGAGCACCAUCUCGUACAGCUGGCUUGCUGUGGCCUUCCGGAUCUGGGACAAGAACAGCAGGUCAACAGGAGGAAAACCCAUCACCACCGGGAAAUGAAUCUGGCCACAGUCCACACACUGACAUGCAGCAGAAGGAAGAUCUGCAGCCUCUGUCAGAAGGGAUCCUGCCUGGGAGUGUCCUGUGACAAAGGCUUCAGAUGGCCUCGUCUACCCCGGUAAUGUGCCUUUCUGACAAAGAGGCUGAGCUGUGGGUCAUCCCACUCUACCUCAAAAAAAACUGUCCUUUGCAGAAAUUCCCUGACUUCUUAGGGGAGAAAUG